Messenger RNA from Guillardia theta CCMP2712, 480 nucleotides. RefSeq lists its product as hypothetical. Bases 269 to 478 code for a protein of 69 amino acids. The transcript has 2 exons. The record is from RefSeq and is a predicted model, not a curated record. NCBI's taxonomy places the organism in Eukaryota, Cryptophyceae, Pyrenomonadales, Geminigeraceae.
AGACCGCGUGCGAGUCGAAGUCCAGCUGGGCAAACGUUUGGUCCACCGAGGGCCUGUAGACGGGGUAGUUGACGUUCUGACAGAACCUCAUGGCUGGUGGGACUGAGCACACGGGGGGGGAUUGGGGCAGUUUCGGCAGCCCGACCUUGUUCGCCAGAGCAUUAGCUUCCUUAACACUCUGCUUGCGACCUGAUCUUGCACGAGACUGGGCCAGCUUGUGGUGAGCAUGUCGGACAGCCGCUGCAUGCACUGCCGCAUGCGCCGACAAAUGCAGCUCGCUAUCCUCCUGCUCCCUGUCAGCCCAGGACAUCAAGUGGCGCUGGCUCUCGUGUUCCUCCAAGAUUUUCUCGUCAGAAUGAUCCAAGGAAAGAUCACUAUCUAUCCAUCUGUCGUCAUCAAGAAGUCCUUCCUUGCCCGCAGCAUCCUUGAGCUGAGCGUUGCCUACAUCAUCUCCCAGCGUGUUCACUGCAAGGAAUAGCA